This is a messenger RNA of Lachancea fermentati, 2604 nucleotides long. NCBI's taxonomy places the organism in Eukaryota, Fungi, Ascomycota, Saccharomycetes, Saccharomycetales, Saccharomycetaceae. The record is from the annotation of a GenBank genome assembly.
AUGAAGUUUUUGUUAAAGGCGCUGUUAUUCCUCCUCGGUCUGCAGCUCACCAUUAGCACUCUUGUGCAGUCAGGAGGUGACGAUGAUUUCCCUUUCACAACAGUCGUUGAUCUAUUAUCACACAAUGUGGAGUUUUCAACAUUUCUACGAGUUCUCCAACGAGAAGGGCACAUACCAUUAUUAAAUAAUUUGGAUAAUUUUACGCUAUUAGCACCUGUUAAUUGGGCGUUCACUUCAGAGAUGGUGGAUAACGAGAGACUCAAUCUUGAUAACUACAUUCUGUAUGAUAUGGUUUUGGAUACUGAAGAAUCACUAGUUGGAUUACAUGUACUAGAAGGAAAUCAUAGAUUUCCCAUGUUACUAAAUCGUUCAUCACGUCUUAGUGAUACGACUAUUAAUGGAAUAUCUAUAAUUGAACCGAAUUUGAGACCUAAUUCUCAAAACGCAACGGUCCAUGGUCUUGCGGCUCUGAUAGACGACGUGCCCACUUUGGAGCAACUAAUUAUGGCUAACGAUAAGAAUUUGAGAAAUUUUAGAGGGCUCUUCAAUAGUACAAGACACUUAUAUCCAACACUUGAUGAAUUUUUCAUCAACAAAACCCUCUCCUUGCCAGAAGACUCAAACUUUGAAGAGAGUUUUAAUGAGAUAGAGUUAGAGUACCUUAUUGGCCAACCUGAAGACCAAUCCCGUGCUUGUAAUCCUCUUUCUCUUCAUGAGAAAUAUAGUGAAUGGCUGCGAGAUAAGCUAUUUCUCAUGCAGAAAUUUAUCGUACGUGGAGUGUGGGGAGGCUCGUUUAGUGCCAUGGAUUUAAUGAAUCUCAAUGAUGAUAUCCUUCAUUUCUCCUCCAAGGAAAUGGGUUCUAUCGUUCAAGUUAAUGGGUCAUCUUCUUUUGAAACCAAUUUAAUUUAUGAACAUGGCAUCGUCCACACUUUCCGCGAUUUCAAUUUCCUUCGUAAUGGACUGCAUUUCAACGCUGAAAAAUACCUUAUUGGUUUGAAAUCACAGGACUUCAUAAAGGAAAUAUACUUCAGAAAUUUACAGCACUUAAUUAAUGGUGAAGAAUUGUCCAAUCUGACAAUAUUCGUACCACGAGGCUCUACAAAUGAGGUUCCGGGAUUUUCCAAAAGUGGUCUCCUAUAUCAUUUCUCGGAAUCACACAUAAAGUUUGACGACUUUCCCGAGCAUGUAUCCAAAUCAUUCUCACGAUUUUAUGACUCUAUGUUUUGCUCCUCAAAUAAGCGACUCGGUGGUCGAUGUCAGAGAUUGAAAAUUACCAAACUGCAUACCAAUGAUCAAGAAACCUUUAUGAUCAACGACAAAUACCUUUUAAAACAACAAACCCCAUAUGAGAUAGGAAAUACUCUCAUUUAUAUGGUAGACGAUGCGCUGGACCUCCCAGGCAAUCUUCUAUCAUCGAUCAACCCGUUCCUGCAUUGUUCUAAAUCUUUGAAAUUCCUUCAAGAUCUUAACUUACUGGAUUUAAAGCCAAACAACAAGGGGUACACGAUAUUAUUACCGUGUUUCGAUUCUUGGGAAUACCUUGGGCUGGAUCUGGAAUAUUUGGAACGUAAUAUUACCGCCCUUAAUCUUCUCAUGAAAAACUAUAUUUUGAAUGGGCUUAUCUAUUCCGACAUGAUGGAUGAGACUUUAAAUACUACGACUCUAGAAGGUGAUAACAUCACAGCAGUGGUACACAGUCCUGGUAGUACAUCGGCGGAAGUUGAGCUGGAUCUUAGCACUGUCACCGAAAAUAUUACGCUGAACAAAGGGCUUGAUAUUAUAUUCGAUCAAGGAGUUAUUCACCCAUUAAACGAAGUAUUUUUUCCAGAAGUCCUCAAUAUCACCCUUCGUAACUUAGUUGAUACCACCGGAAACUUUGAUUUUCUUCUAUUUCUUGAAAGUUUUGAGAGUUUUGCCAAGAUUUUAAAUGAAAACGGACCAUAUUCUUUUUUGGUCCCAACUCCUAGAUCAUUGCUUAUGGAGGAUAUCAACCUUAAUUCAUCAAAAUUGGAGGAUUUUUUGAAAUUGCAUAUUAUUCCAAACAACUCAACAGGUGCAAUCUUAGAAUGCGGAGAAAAUAUAAGUACUAUGUUUGGAGAAGCCUUAACAUGUAGAGCAUCCUCGCCAACAACCUAUCUUUUACGCUUGAGGGAUGGCUUGGAUAAAGAAGUGAGGAUUCUGAAGAAAGGUUGCUCUUCAUCAAAUAACAAAUCAUGUGUCUUUGUUAUUGACCGACCAUUCUCUUUGGAUUGGUUAAAUCAGGAGAGGUAUCGCAUAACGCUUCCUGGUGUUGCAUUUGCGAUUGGUAUAGUUCUUGGUGCUGUUUGUAUCAUUGCAUUAUUAAUGUGUGCAUCCGUUGUAUGCAUCGGCAGACAUAAAAUGCGAAAAGCACAUGAUGACGAAAUUGAUGGAGAUGGAGAGAGAACCCCGAUGAAUAAUCCACCCCAGAACAACUCCUCAUACUCCUCAAUUGCCCGUCAGCCGCAUUUAGCGAAGGCAGCGAGAGAGCUCGGUAUUUCUCAAACAGCUACAGGCGGGCAAAACUUUGAAAACUCCUAUUCUACCAACUCUUCUACUAACCCAAUAUUAGUAUCUCAGACAUGA